Molecule: messenger RNA, 741 nt
Organism: Schistocerca nitens (vagrant locust)
Lineage: Eukaryota; Metazoa; Arthropoda; Insecta; Orthoptera; Acrididae
Exons: 4
Coding region: 79-741 (220 amino acids)
Source: RefSeq, a predicted model, not a curated record
CUGCUGCGUGCGUGCGUGCGCGAGGGCCGCUGCUGCUCGACGGCUCCUGCAGCCUCCGUUUUGCAGGCAGGGCAGGCCAUGGACAGGCGCCUGGCGACGGUGCUGCUGCUGGCGGCGGCGGUGGGCGUGGCGCGCGCCAGCGCUCACUUCAUCCGGCUGGCGCUGGUCGCCGUCAUGGGCCUCGCCGGCAUGUACAUGCUGCACGUGCUCGCCCAGGACUACAACGCCAUCCGACAGCCCGUCAAGGCCAAGGUCGCCUCCGCCAUACUGCGCUCCGUCAUCGCCAAGAGGUCAGCGGCAGACUCGACGGUGGUCGGAGAGGCAGAGGCGGUGGCGGCGGGGGCGGCGGGGGCGUCGGCGGGCCGGCCGUCGCUGGACUGGGGGCGCGUGCUGCGGGCCGAUCCCGCGGGCUGCGCGCGCAGGGUGCUCUGCGAGCUGGCCGCCAAGCCAGAGGUGCGGCUCGGCGACGCCGACAGGCGGCUCCUCGCCCUCGUCACUAAUCACAGCCUCGACGUGUGUAUCGUCGGCCAGAGAGAGGUGCGCGCCCGCUAUCUGGGCCCGGGGCGGCGACGUGUUCCGCACGCGCAGAUAAGCGCCGCUUCCGCUGCCUUCCCGGAGCGAUGCGGAUCUGGGGGUGAUAAGUCCGUGCCGGCCACCCCGCGCCGCCCAGAUAGGCCCGCUAUAAGACGCGGCCGCGCCCCGGCCUCCGUGUCCACGGUGUCUGGCCACCGCGACCGCUGA